Messenger RNA from Fusarium vanettenii 77-13-4, 978 nucleotides. RefSeq lists its product as uncharacterized. Bases 1 to 978 code for a protein of 325 amino acids. The record is from RefSeq and is a predicted model, not a curated record. Gene Ontology annotation, molecular function: hydrolase activity. The transcript has 7 exons. NCBI's taxonomy places the organism in Eukaryota, Fungi, Ascomycota, Sordariomycetes, Hypocreales, Nectriaceae.
AUGACUUCCUCAAUUCGCAAACCAGGCCUUACCGAAAUCAGCCCGGAAUGGACUGAGUUCGCAAAGUAUGUCCAAGUACCUGCACUAAUAGGUGACCCCGUGGAGCUUCGUCAGAUGAAGUUUCCGAGAGAUGAAAGCCCUCCUGUCGGAUUCUCCAUCAAACAGAUUCCUGUGCCGGGUUAUCAAGGAUGGAUGAACCAGGCUCGAAUCUACACACCAAACGUUCAGCACACAGCCCGAGCCGUCGUUAUCUAUGUACAUGGCGGGGGUUGGACUGUUGGCGACCUAGACACUGAAGACGCUGUCUGUCGUACCAUGUGCAAGUCCAGUGGAGUAGUCGUUGUAAGUUUGGAUUAUCGAAAGGCACCUGAAAAUCCCUUUCCGAUCGGCCUCGAAGAUGUCUGGGCUGGAGUGCUUUGGAUGAAGAAAAGUACUAAGGGCAAGGUUUUUGACAACGUUGGAUCCUUAGGAGGUAAUCCAGCAAAAGUUAUUCUUGGUGGCCUCAGCGCUGGAGGGAACAUUACAGCUGUCCUUGCUCAACGUGCCCGACACACAAAACAAGUCUCGUUCUGCGGCCAGAUCUUGAGGAUCCCUUUGGUCGUGCAUCCCAAAGCACAUCCUGCGGAGCUCGACUUCUCCAGCUAUGAGGAGAAUGCAGACGCCCCAAUUCUUCCAUCUGCAUCUGUCACACAGUUCCUUGGGUACUACAACGCACCACCCGAAGACACCCGAGUCUCUCCUCUUUUGGCAACAGAUCUGUCUGGGCUGCCUCGCACGUAUAUACAAAUCGCUGGAGCUGACCCCCUGCGGGAUGAUGGAUUUGCCUACGCUGAGAAAUUGCAGCAAGCUGGUGUUCCUGUUAGAGUCAAUGUUUAUCCUGGCUUGCCCCAUGGUUUUAUGAUGUUGCCGCUGGCUACUUCACACCGAAGUGAUGAGAACUUGAUCAAGGCCAUUGAAUGGAUGGUUGAGGAGGAGUAA